This is a messenger RNA of Hyalella azteca, 2768 nucleotides long. RefSeq lists its product as uncharacterized. The transcript has 5 exons. Lineage: Eukaryota; Metazoa; Arthropoda; Malacostraca; Amphipoda; Hyalellidae. The record is from RefSeq and is a predicted model, not a curated record. Gene Ontology annotation, molecular function: zinc ion binding. Bases 973 to 2472 code for a protein of 499 amino acids.
GGACAAAGUCUGUCGAUUUCUCUGAGUGUUCCCGAUAAUGUCCUCAAGAUAACGUCACCUCACAAGUAACAUCUGUUACUUGCAUGUCAGACGCAAGUCAGACAGGCAAGGCAGUACAUUCAAUCUUAAUAUAAAGAAUGGUAACUAAAUUUCUUCCUGUUAAAAUCCGCAAAUAACACUAAUAACAGCAAUGUAAAUUGUUUAUGAUGAUAUACUUUAUCAGCGUUUAUCUGCCACUCGAUUUUGGAAUUCAAAAUGUAAACACGAAAUUCUUUACGUAAUUUGUCGAGGAAAUGCACGGAGAAGAAUCAGCGCUCAUAGCGCCGGCAUGAAUAUAUGCGCCUUCAGUGACUUUCAUGACUAAAAUAUUUAUUUGCUGUUAAAUGAAUACUGGAACGCUGGGAAGAAACCUCUCUUAUGUAACUAAUUGGAAAAAUGAAUUAGUGGGAAGGUGCAUGAUAAUGUCUGAAUAGAAUCUGUGCUUCACCUCCCCAUACUACCAUUUUUUCACGCGUUAUCAAUGAUUGUUGCUAAUUUUUUAAUUUCAAUCUCAAUUUUAUGGCAUGAAAAAUUAGUGUUAUUGUACAUGAACGAAGUACAGGAAAUUUGGCUUGUAGACAGUACAAGUUUCAGUAGUUUAUACGAGAAUUACAUCUAUGAAGCACCACGUUUCAUUGUUAACGUGCAAGUUUCAAACAAAGUACGGGUUUAUUUAAGCGCCUUCGUCUCUCGCCUGAUUUAGGAUUAAGGAAGGCAAAAAUAAACUUUAUUUGCGCAGUAGCAUUAUAACUUCCAAGUUAAUUAGAGUAAAACGAGUUGCUUUAUUGUCGAGGAAAGAUGUCGACCAAACAAGCGUAUUAGACCAACAGAUGCUGGAUCACUAUCUUUCAGAAGGUUUAUGUGAAGUGUACCUAUAAUUUUGUUGGACAUCCUUCAAUAAUAGUUACAUGAAACUUUUAAACUCUUCACAAGAUGGCAAGUGCGACGAUAGAGUGCGACGUUUGUAACGAGAAAUUCGACUCGGGCAACCACAAGCCGCUUUGCCUGACCUGCGGCCACACGUUUUGCUUCUCUUGCAUUAUACGGUUAUGCGAUGUUCCCGAGACAAAAAACUGUCCGAAAUGCAGGGAACCAAUUUCCCAAGAUGCUGAUCAGUUACCAGUUAACUUCGCAUUGAUUCCUACCAAUAAGAUAUCACUUCCAAGUGCGGUGGGUUCACAGUCAAAAGCGCUUUGCCCCCAGCACCAGAAGGCGCUGGAUUACCUCUGCGUGGACUGCGUGGAGUCCGUGUGCUUCCCGUGCAGCAGGGGCACACACGCUACGCACAAAAUUGAGAUGAUAGACGACCUGCUUCAGGAUAACGAAGACACUGAUGACGUCUGGGCGAAAAUACGGCCCACGUUGCAGAACAAACUCGAUAGCGUUAGUUCGGUCGUCACGUUAUCUGAUAGUUUAUCGGGCUUUAUUGAUGACAUCAUCAAACUGAAGCCUGAUUUUGAUGGCUGGAAGGAUUUGCUGUUGGCACAGAAAGUUUCCACCGAGCAGGACCUUCAGGCUUGGGAGGCCUCGGGCACCAGCCUGGAUGUAAACAUGAGACUCGAUUGCAAGGAAAUUCUCAGCCGUCUGAAAUUGAACUUUGGAGAAAAUGGAAAACUACCUGAAAUCAAGGCAUUACUGGAUGCUGCCGCUAAAACAAGUGCUUCGUUAGAGUUAAAGACGUGCGAGCUCAUGCCGAUUGGCAAACCUUGGAUCAUCUCCAGCAGCGAUGAAGGAGAGCGAGCCCUCGCAAGCCUGGCCAGUAACAGGCAGCCCAGUCGCCUCGUGGUGCUGUCCACCCACACCCGCCCCAUCCCGGGGCUGGGGGAGCUGCUGUCCCGCCUCGCCGCCCGCCACAGCGGCAAAAUCAGCCUGCUGCCCCUGGACUACUUCUGGAGGCCGGCAGGACAGUCGGAUGGAGGCAUGGGGAAUAUCGUCUAUAAUUUACGUGGAAAGCUGACUGCCUUGUACGGCCACCCCUUCAUAGCCCGAUCGGGUGGCUUCGUCUACCUCAAAAACUGCAACAUUCGUCUCGACUGCCCAGCCGAUGUACGGCAUUUUGCUAACUAUGCUAGAGAUACUAUCACAAGUGUGUGCUGCGCCAAGGGCGUCCCGAACAACGUUGGCACUACCUUAAAGGAAGGCGGGUUUGAGGUCAACCGCUGGCACUUUCCCGACCUCAAUGAUCAGGACGUGGACUGGUUGUCACACAUCCUGUCAUCAUAUUCCGACAACCGUCAUCAAAAUGUGGAGCUUGUCCUCCCGAGAGAUCAUCUCUCUGCCGUAGGCGCUCGUCAGCUGUUUCAGAAGAUACCAAAUAUUCGGGUGUUGUACCACGAGCCUAACGCCGCGCACCUCACGGCAGCUUGUAGGGAUGUUCACGCUGCUGCGGACUGCAUCGAGUUGUCAACCAUCAAUAUUCUGCAAUGGAUAUAAUAUCUCUAUCCAAAGUUAGGGUUAGACUAGAAGACAUAAUCAACCACAACUAGAAAUUUUCAUUUUACAUUUAGAUUUUAAUUAGCAUGAGGUUCCUAAAUAAUGAAUAUCCUUUGAGAGCGAAUAAUUUUAACGGCGUAGAGGCCUUCAUUGAUAAGCAUGUGUAUUUUCAUAACAUUACUUUCGGCAGUGAAUUAUUUAACUUGUUUCUGUUAUCAAGUCGUAAAAUUUGUAUGUUGGCUCAUGCAAUUACUUCUUACCUUUUUCGAAGCUUUAAAUUUAAAUAUUAAGCAGAA